This is a messenger RNA of Daldinia childiae, 1407 nucleotides long. RefSeq lists its product as uncharacterized. The record is from RefSeq and is a predicted model, not a curated record. The transcript has 6 exons. NCBI's taxonomy places the organism in Eukaryota, Fungi, Ascomycota, Sordariomycetes, Xylariales, Hypoxylaceae. Bases 1 to 1407 code for a protein of 468 amino acids.
AUGCCGCCGAAGAAAGGUACCGUAGCUAAGCCUUCUACUUUAGAGGCCACUAGCAAAUCCCGUCGCAGAUCUCAUCGCAUUAGCCUCAGUAGCAAGAAGAGUACAUACUUUGAGGAUAAUGACAACUCAGAUGAAGAGCUACCACCUCGUAAAAUUGUGAAGACUGGCGCUAAGGGGAAACUCUCUAGACGUGGAAAGGCUACAGUAGAAGAAUCGGAUGACGAAUUACAGUAUGAAGAUGUCAAAAAUAUAUCUGAGGAUGAUGACCAAGAUGCCGCGUUUGCUGAGGACAACUCUGAAAGUGAAGCGGAACAGCCUGUGGCACAGAGGCGAGGUCGUGGAAGACCCCCGAAAACCCAGACCGAGACUACAAAGAAGUCUAGUAAAAAGAGCCAGGAUCUAGAAAGGACAAAGGCCACGGCAAAAGCUCAGAGUAAAACCAAGAGGGAAAAAGAGGCCGACUACGAAGAGCCAGUAGUGGAUAAAGAUAGCGAUGACGAUGAUGAUGACGAUGACGAUGACGAAAACCGCAUUACUUUCAUUCCAGCAAUCCAGUUAAGAGACACUGAUGGUGUCGAAUAUGAGGAUACCCGACUCCAUAAAAACACUUUCUUAUUCCUAGAAGAUCUCAAAGCCAACAACCAACGGAGUUGGCUUAAAUCGCACGAUGGGGAAUAUAGAAGGUCCUUCAAAGAUUGGGAAUCAUUCGUUGAGACUCUCACGGAAAAGAUCAUCGAGGCAGACGAGACUAUUCCGUGGUUGCCGGUGAAAGAUGUCAUCUUCCGGAUAUACCGAGACGUCCGAUUUAGUAAAGAUCAAACUCCGUAUAAGCCCCACUACUCUGCGGCAUGGUCACGGACUGGUCGAAAGGGCCCAUACGCUUGCUAUUACGUGCAUGUCGAACCCGGCCGGUGUCUAGUAGGCGGAGGCGUAUGGCAUCCAGAGGCCGACGCGUUAGCCCGAUUGCGCGCGAGCGUCGACGAGCGCCCCCAUCGUAUAAGUCGAGUCUUAACGAACCCUACGUUCCGAAAGACAUUUCUACCCGAGGCAAAGUCCGGCAACGAAAAAUCUGUGAUAGCAGCGUUCGCGGCGAAGAAUCAGGAUAAUGCGCUCAAGACGAAACCAAAGGUAGUAUGCUCACCAAAGCAGGGCUUCCACCCGGACCAUAAGUACAUAGAGCUUCUCAAGCUGCGGAACUACACUAUCAGCACGCAGAUCGACGAGUCGGACCUUCUCGCCGACGACGCGCAGGAGAACGUUAUGAGUGUCAUUUCCGCCAUGGUCGAAUUUGUUACGUUUCUCAAUAGCGUCGUUAGGCCGGAUCCCAACGCCGAGAGCGAUUCCGAUGAGGCCGACGGCGGGACGGAAGAGCAGGAAGAUGACGAGGGAGAUGAUGAAGAAGAAUAG